GCCCCGGGAGCAGUGUGACAUAAGUCAGGAAGAGGCAGCAGCCAGCAUAGCGCACGCUGCCUCCUGCACUCAUCUGCGGGAAACUUCUGCCUCUCACCCGGAGAGGGCUGCCCAGGGAUUAGCCCCCGGAGAAGGUUGCCCAGGGCCCAGCUGCUGUGAGUGUGGAGUACGCCGGCCUUCCUGCAGAGCCAGAACAGGUCGCACCUCGGAGCUGCUCUUUGUCAUUAUGAGAUGUCGUCCUUAACUGCUUCGUUUGUGCAAAUUAAAUUUAACGACUUGCAGUUCUAUGAAAGCUGUGGAGGUGGGAGUUUCGGGAGCGUUUACAGAGCACAAUGGUUAUCCCAAGAGAAGGAGGUGGCUGUUAAAAAACUUCUGAAGAUAGAAAAAGAGGCAGAAAUACUUAGUGUGCUCAGUCACAGAAACAUCAUCCAGUUUUAUGGAGCUGUACUUGAACCACCUAACUACUGUAUUAUCACAGAAUAUGCUGCUGGUGGAUCCCUGUAUGACUACAUCAAUAGCAACAGGAGUGAAGAAAUGGAUAUGGAACACAUCAUGGCGUGGGCCACAGACGUAGCAAAAGGAAUGCAUUACUUGCACAUGGAGGCCCCAAUCCGUGUAAUACACAGAGAUCUCAAGUCUAGAAAUGUUGUUAUAACCAUUGAUGGUGUAUUAAAGAUAUGUGAUUUUGGUGCCUCAAGGUUCCAUUCCCACACAACUCAUAUGUCCCUUGUAGGGACUUUUCCUUGGAUGGCACCAGAAGUAAUACAGAGUCUUCCAGUCUCGGAGACAUGUGACACUUAUUCCUACGGUGUGGUUUUGUGGGAAAUGUUAACAAGAGAGGUUCCAUUUAAAGGCUUGGAAGGACUGCAAGUGGCUUGGCUCGUGGUAGAAAAAAACGAGAGGUUGACCAUUCCCAGCUCCUGCCCAAGAAGUUUUGCAGAGCUGAUGCAGCAAUGCUGGGUUUCUGAUUCAAAGAAAAGGCCGUCGUUCAAACAGAUCAUUUCAAACUUGGAGUCUAUGUCAAAUGACAGCAAGCUGCCAGACCAAUGCAAUUCGUUUCUGCAUAAUAAAGCAGAGUGGCGAUGUGAAAUUGAAGAAACACUGGAGAGGCUGAAAAAACUGGAGCGUGAUUUGAGCUAUAAGGAACAGGAAUUAAAAGAACGAGAGAAGCGUCUGAAAAUCUGGGAGAAAAAGCUGACAGAACAGUCGCACACACCGCUUUUCUUUCCUGUUGCUGCAAGACUCUCUCAGAAGUCUUUCUUUGAAUCUAAAACAGAGGAGUCCAACAGUGCAGAGAUGUCGUGCCAGAUCACAGCCACCAGUAACGGGGAGGUAGAUGGCAUGAACAAAAGCCUGCAGGCCAUGAUGAAGGGAUUCGGGAAUAUGUUUGACAUGGAUGUUGCAGGACCCAUCCGGCAUUCUGGGAUGCAAAUUAACAUGCAAGCCAGGCAAAAUUCCACCAAAACCACGUCAGUCCGGAAGGGGAAGAAAAUUAACAUGGCGGUGGGCUUCAAUGAUUUUGGUUGGUCAGAUGACAGCAGUGAAUGAAAACCCUAUUGAAAGAAAUGACAUCAUACAUUAUUUUUAGAACUUUCAAUAAUGUGUGAGCCACGAGGUCAAUGUUUUUUGGUUUUGUUUUUGUCCUUUUGUUAAAACAUGCUUCAGUAUAUGCAUUUUUUUAGGUCCGUUUUACGUAAGAAGUUUUUGUCAUGUUCAUAAUUUUGUUGCAUUUGCUUCUAUAUGGUGUAUAACUUGAAAGAUGUAAUUUCACACCGUUUGUGUUAUUGUUUUAUGAUGCCCGAUUUCAGAGGUAUUUGCAUUAUGGUCUUUAUUGUAUAAUUUUAGCCAUACUUUGCCUGGCAAACACCCCUGUGAUCUGUACCGUUUAAAUUACAAGCUUGUGUGUAGUAUUUUUUGCCAAUCGAAUGCUUUUUUUUUUUUGCUUAAUAGAAAUAUUCUACGGAAUUUUUUUUAUUUAUUAAAAUAUUAGACAUGGGUUCUGCUAACCCUUGCAUUGGCAGUUUUCAUUAUUACCUGGUAUGGUCGCAAAGAAUAUAAAGUACAGUAUCUGCGAUGAACAGACAAUGCAAGACAAUUUUAGCUAUUUUUUAUGUAGGGUUCUGUGUUGCCAAAAUACAAUUACACUGAUAUAGCUGGGGAAUCUAAUCUCCUGUGAAUUUAUAUUCGAUAAAAUGUUCUUCAAAUAAGCCAUAUAAUAUGAAGCUAAACAAUGUAGGUAUCCAGAAUAUAUUGGAUGCCAGUAUAAGUAUGCAGUGUCUUAUAAGUAUUUACAGAAUGGAUGGGUCCACAGUUACUGCGCUGUUGUCUAACUAGUUACAAUGAUAAAUGCCCUGUGGAUUUGAUGGGCAACUUGAUAUAAUUCAAGGACGGUCAUCAAACAUUCAAAAGGGCCACAUAUUACCCACAUGUUCCAAAAUAGCCCCACAUACCCUUAGAUUCCAACUUACCACAAAAUGCUUCCACAUGUACUCAGAUCCCCCCCUCCCAUGAAAUACCUCUUCACGUGCCCUCAGACCUCCUCAAAUGCCCCACAGACCUCCUUACAUGCCCCUUAGACCUCCUUACAUGCCCCUCAGAUCUCCUUACAUGCUAUUCAGACAUGAAAGCACACCCCAUAUUCAUCACAAAACCCUCAGACAUCACCACACGCCCCUUAGACAUCCCCACACGACCCAAAUCUCCCCUCAUACCCUUCAGACUUUACCACAUGCCCCUCGCAUAUCUCUGCAUGCCCCUCAGACAUCGCCACAUGUCCUUCAGCCAGCAACACAUUCUCCUCAGACUUUACCACAUGCCCCUCGCAUAUCUCUGCAUGCCCCUCAGACAUCGCCACAUGUCCUUCAGCCAGCAACACAUUCUCCUCAGACUUUACCACAUGCCCCUCGCAUAUCUCUGCAUGCCCCUCAGACAUCGCCACAUGUCCUUCAGCCAGCAACACAUUCUCCUCAGACAUCACCACGUGCCCCACAGACAUGCCAUAUCCUAUCAACACCUCUCCAUAAGCCCCUUACUUUUCCAUCAGACUGCUUUACAUGUACCUCAAAUCCCCAUGUGCCCUUCACAUGUCCCUCAGACCUCUUUGUAUGCACUUAACCUCUUCCACACUCACUGUAUAAUUUACUAAACUGCCUUAUUCCGUUCUUGCUGCCCUCAUAUCCAUAUGUGAUUAACUUUCAUUCAUAACCCUUUUUUAACUGCUCCUUUUUAUCUCUUCCUUUCAUGAUGGUCUUCUCUGACAUUUCAUAUUCUCCAUUGAUAUUCCCCGCUUUGCUUUAUGCCUGUGACUCAUUUCUCCUUCUUAGUCUCCCAACUCGUACCCUUUCAUUUCCUGACUUCUUUAUAGGUCAGUGGCUUUCUCUUAUAAAUGGAGUAGGGGCUUAUGACACUGAGCCUGCAGAGGAUGGAGGAACAGCACCAUGCACUCCAUCCUCUGAUACAGUAUGUAACUUCCCUGCAGAGUGCAGAGGACAUAACGUCAUGCAGUAGACGCUUCUCCAGUUAGUCUAAUUCUUUGCUUUAUAACAAAGCAGAGAGUAAGUGCGAUCUUGAGCAAUGGGAUGGGGCUGCAGGAGAAGGCUCAUUAGGCCGCUGGCGGCUCUCAGACUGCCUGUUGCCCACCAAUGCUCUAUGAUACAUUUGGUUGUGUCUUCUGAAACUAUAGUGAUCAACUACCAUGCAUUGCCGGUCUGUUGGGCAAAAUACUGGCCAUCAGUAGCCACCACAUAAGUGAUCCAGGUAGACAGAUAUGCAUGGGUCAAGCAGAUGUAUUAUGUUCUAAGUUCCAAAGGCCAAAGAACGCAACGUGCUGAUACUGUUUUCGGACACUCAGAUUUAUGCAUCGGUUGUGAUGUCAUUUUGACAUAUAUUUCUAUGAGACCCCACCCACUGAGAACCUACAUUGGGUAAUACUGCUGUGUGACCACGCUGACGCAUAAAAUAAUAUGCCAUUAUCUUUAUGCUAAGGAAAGCAAGCUCAAGCCACUGUGCCAACCAUUCUAUGAAAACCAGUAGGCAUAUACACAUGUAAUAUAUGGAAACGACUUGGUGAUUGCACUUGUCUAAAAAUGACAGUCUUCUGUACAACAUGGUAUAAUAUAGUAAAUAACUGACAUACAUAUCACUUACUCUGCUUUGAUUUGCUUGUUAUUUAAGUUCAGUAUUUCAAUGCAAAACGAUGAGCAGACACCGACUGUGUUGUCUCUUAUAUACUUGCAGGCUAUCAUAGUGUAAUCCUAAACGUAGGAAGGAGACUCAUUCUGCAGGGAUUUUAACCAUUAACAAAUAACUGGCUAGACAGAUGCAGCGUUGGGGAUAUGCCAGAAAAGAUUCUUAAAAGUUGUUUUUACUGUUAGUAUUCUUGUAGCUUACUAGAAUACUAGUUAAUCAUCCAGAUACGAGCGUGGGGUGUACUUUAUAGUGUUACCGAUAAUAGGGCUUAUUAACUGACUAAAAUACCCAUGUGUAACUAUAGCUGCCAAUCUAAAUUUGGAUUUGCUGAAUCUAGAGGAUGCCAGAUUAAUGGAGGUUCAGAUUGGAUUAGCUACUGUGGUUUAUAUCACAGAAGUGGUACUUGUACCUUGUUGUUAUAACGUGCUUUAGGGUGCAUAGUAAAAUAAUCCCGGAAGCUUUACUGCCUCUCUCUGAUUUGUGCAGAUGUUAAAGACAUCUUGAAUUAAGAUACAAAUUGAUAAACCCCAUUGAAUAUACUCAGAGUAUUGUUAUUGGGAUGCAUUAAGCAUCCCUGCUGUUGGGAUACCGGCAGUCAUGUGAGUGACACUGGAUUCCUGACACCAAUCAGGAGACUGCCGCCGGAGCACUCACUGCCAGCAUCGCGAAGAUGAGUAUCUGGGGUCCAGGGUUUGGGCCCGGGGGGGAGGGAUAGGGUUAGGCACUGGAGGGGUAGCCCAAGCCAUCAGCCCCCACCGAGGAUUGGCCGUAGCCAAUACCCCCGGAAGGUUAGCUGUAGCCACCCCCCCCUAGGGUUAGAGUAAGGGGGGGGCGGGGGGGGGGGGUAGAAAUACUUACUCCGGUGUCAGGCUCUUCAGUGUCAGGAUGCCGCGGUCGGUCAUGUGCCCCCUGGCAUCCCAACCGCCGGCAUUUACUAUGUAUUAUUUGUUAUCCAAUGACCAUUGCACCUUUUAAAGUUCCUAUUCUGUUUUCGCCCAGCUACUCCGUACUGUUGUGCUUUAAAAAAAAAUUGUUACAUUUCCCGAUGUAUGGAAAUAUCACUGAUCUAUAUAUUUGUUUUUAUUUCAAAUGGUAAACUAUGACUAAAAUCUGUUUUAUAAGGGAGGAUAGUCUCAAAAGUGGCGACCAGGAAAACUGACACAUUUAUGGAAAUGCCACUUUUAAAUGUGUUGUGUAAAAUGAAGUAAUUGAAUGUCAGAAUUCAUCUAUUAAAAAAUAAUGAAUGAUUGGAUUAUAUUUAAUAUUUUGCUCCUCCACUGUGUGAUUAUUUGUUAUUGGAAUUUAUUUUAACUUUUGUCAUUUAAUUGAUUUUUAUGUCAUUAAGUGAACAUUCUUAAAAGCUAUAAAACUUUAAGUAAAACAAA
Molecule: messenger RNA, 5573 nt
Organism: Pseudophryne corroboree (corroboree frog)
Lineage: Eukaryota; Metazoa; Chordata; Amphibia; Anura; Myobatrachidae
Gene: MAP3K20
Product: mitogen-activated protein kinase kinase kinase 20
Exons: 12
Coding region: 232-1548 (438 amino acids)
Biological process (GO): signal transduction; protein phosphorylation
Cellular component (GO): cytoplasm
Molecular function (GO): protein kinase activity; ATP binding; protein binding
Source: RefSeq, a predicted model, not a curated record